Molecule: messenger RNA, 1398 nt
Organism: Peromyscus californicus insignis
Lineage: Eukaryota; Metazoa; Chordata; Mammalia; Rodentia; Cricetidae
Gene: Oxgr1
Product: oxoglutarate receptor 1
Exons: 1
Coding region: 64-1080 (338 amino acids)
Biological process (GO): G protein-coupled receptor signaling pathway
Cellular component (GO): plasma membrane
Molecular function (GO): G protein-coupled receptor activity
Source: RefSeq, a predicted model, not a curated record
UCAUUGGACUCCCAAGUCCAGACUAUACUCUUCCAUUUUCUUGCAAGAUGAAAGAAAGGAACCAUGAGUGAGCCGCUGGACAGUCCAGUCAACGAUUCUGACUUCCUGGAUUAUGUGGCUGCUUUGGGAAACUGCACUGAUGAGCAGCAAAUCUCAUUCAAGAUGCAGUACCUUCCUGCUAUCUACAGCAUCAUCUUUCUUGUGGGCUUUCCGGGGAACACAGUGGCGAUUUCCAUCUACAUUUUCAAGAUGCGACCCUGGAAGAGCAGUACCAUCAUCAUGCUGAACUUGGCCUUAACAGACCUGCUUUACCUGACCAGCCUUCCUUUCCUCAUCCAUUAUUAUGCAAGUGGUGAAAACUGGAUCUUUGGAGAUUUCAUGUGCAAGUUCAUCCGAUUUGGCUUCCAUUUUAACCUCUACAGCAGCAUCCUCUUCCUCACCUGCUUUAGCAUCUUCCGUUAUGUUGUGAUCAUUCACCCGAUGAGCUGUUUUUCUAUUCAGAAAACUCGAUGGGCAGUGGUAGCUUGUGCUGGGGUGUGGGUCAUUUCUUUGGUAGCUGUCAUGCCAAUGACUUUUCUGAUCACAUCAACCACCAGGACCAAUAGGUCUGCUUGUCUUGACCUCACGAGUUCUGAUGACCUUACUACUAUCAAAUGGUACAAUCUCGUUUUGACGGCCACCACUUUCUGCUUGCCCUUGGUGAUAGUGACACUUUGCUACACAACAAUUAUUAGCACCCUGACUCAUGGGCCUCAGACUCACAGCUGCUUUAAGCAGAAGGCUCGAAGGCUGACCAUUCUGCUACUCCUAGUGUUCUAUAUAUGUUUUUUACCCUUUCACAUCUUGAGGGUCAUUCGUAUCGAAUCUCGCCUGCUUUCAAUCAGCUGCUCCAUUGAGAGCCACAUUCAUGAAGCUUACAUUGUUUCUAGACCACUAGCUGCCCUCAACACCUUUGGAAACCUGCUGUUAUAUGUAGUGGUCAGCAAUAACUUUCAGCAGGCAUUCUGCUCCAUAGUGAGUUGCAAAGCCAGUGGGGAUCUUGAACAAGCAAAGAAAGAUAGUUGCUCAAACAACCCUUGAGUCAUGUCAUUUAGUCAAGGGUAGGGAGAUACUUCAGUGGGUAAAGCUCUUGACAUGCAAAUGAAGAAUUUUCAAAAUCUACUUAAGUUGGGUGUGGUAGUGAGCACCUGUAAUCCCAGGACUCCUAUGGUGAGAUGGAAAUGGAGACAGGAGAAUUCCUAGAGGCUUAAGGACCAGCUAGCCAACUGUACACUGUGACUAACCUCAAAGAGACCUUGUUUCCAACAAGAUAGAAGGGGAGGACCAAUGUGUGAGGUUGUCCUUUGAGCUCCACGUGCACACUGUGUCAUGUAUUCACCUCUCCCCCUACCACACAAG